UAUAUAUAUAUAGGCCCAACCUCUCCCUAGGCAGCCAGCAGAAUUAUAACUUUGCUAGAACACAUGAUACGCACAAUAUGCAGCCUGCCUCCUGAGGCCGGCUAGUUUUUGGUGCUUAAAACUACGUCGACUCGCUUGCUAAUUUGCCUCUUUACGGCCUCCCAGUCUCCAACAUUUAAAACGUCAAACUGCCCAUAAUGCCAUAACUAUUUUCCUCCAAGCUCGCGUUGUCUGAUAUAUAUUGCUCCUCCAAUUCAAUCUCGCAAGGUUCAAGAAAUGGGUCUUGAUCUCUACUCGGAAAGUUCGAAUACUGGUACGAGUCCUAGAAUUUCAUUUUCCCAUGAUUUUUGCCAAUCCGAUGUACUUGUACCUGUUGAAAGCCGUCAUCAUGAUCUUCGAUCAAACUCCUCGGGUUUGAGCACGAGCAUCGAUUUCGACUUCUGUGUUCAUCGUGAGAGUUUCGGUCAAGAAUCUUAUGCUGCGGACGAGCUUUUCUCCGAUGGGAAAAUUCUUCCCACUGAAAUCAAGAAAGAGAUCACUCCCAUGAAGCAAACGGAUGAUCAGUUCGGCUCUUGUCCUCCAUUGCCACCACCACGAGCUAUGCGUGAAAUUUCAAAGCAAGAGAGCGCCAUGGAAAGCAAGGGUGCAGGCCGUACUGAAGUGAAUCAUGAUCAAAAGCAGAGUUCCAAGUUCUUUUGGCGGUGUACGCGGAGUACUAGCAGCUGUGGUAGUGGAUACCGAAGGAUCAGCUUCUGCCCUUUACCACCCCUUUUAUCUCGGAGCAACUCAACAGGAUCUGCAGCAAAUCUCAAGCGACCCCCAUUGUCAAAUGAUGCUCAAAAUUCUAAGCAGAAUACUAGUACUUCUCAGAAGCAUGCAUCAAUAAAAGCAUCUCAAUCUUGGGCUUCAAAGGGUUAUCUAAAGAAGCCACCAUUGAAGAAAGGUCAUGGAUUAUGUGCCAAUGCUCAUGUUCCGAUUAGUCCUGCAAUUCUGAAUGUUCCUACAGCAUAUUCAUUUGGCUUUGGUUUAUUCUUCUCCAGUGGCAAAGAUCAUAAGAGCAGGAAGUGACAGACUUCAAUUGCUCUAAUUAAUGAUCUAUGGUAUCUACUUCCUGUCGAUAUUACUUUGCAAAUUGUGUGGAUUGAAUCGUUUUUACUCGUAUAGUCAUCUUGAUGUGUAAUUAAGAAGUUAAAAUAGAUGCAUCUAGAAUGUGGAGGAGUACUAAAGGGUUUGUAUCAAUAAGAAAAAUAGAUGAGAGACCUAUAUUAUAUGAUGGAAGGGACAAGCAAUGGCAUAAUUCAAGUGCA
Juglans microcarpa x Juglans regia is the source of this 1307-nucleotide messenger RNA. RefSeq lists its product as uncharacterized. The record is from RefSeq and is a predicted model, not a curated record. The coding region runs from base 277 to 1068 and encodes 263 amino acids. NCBI's taxonomy places the organism in Eukaryota, Viridiplantae, Streptophyta, Magnoliopsida, Fagales, Juglandaceae. The transcript has 2 exons.